Messenger RNA from Perognathus longimembris pacificus (Pacific pocket mouse), 912 nucleotides. It is a transcript of the gene Cib1, whose product is annotated as calcium and integrin binding 1. The record is from RefSeq and is a predicted model, not a curated record. The transcript has 7 exons. The coding region runs from base 138 to 713 and encodes 191 amino acids. Lineage: Eukaryota; Metazoa; Chordata; Mammalia; Rodentia; Heteromyidae. Gene Ontology annotation, molecular function: calcium ion binding.
CUGGGAGCCCGGGGCGGAGUCCGGGGCAGCGGUCCCGGGGACGGUUGCCGAGGAGACGGGGCGGGGACGCGGCUCGAGGGCGGAAGUGAGAAAGUUGCGGCGUCCCAGGAAGAGUUGUCGGAGCGCUCGGCGCGGCCAUGGGGGGCUCGGGCAGCCGUCUGUCGAAGGAGCUGCUGGCCGAGUACCAGGACCUGACGUUCCUGACCAAGCAAGAGAUCCUGCUAGCCCACAAGAGGUUCUGUGAGCUGCUGCCUCAGGAACACAUGGGUGUGGAGGAGUCUCUGCAGGCUCGAGUGUCCCUUGAGCGGAUCCUCAGCCUUCCAGAACUCAAGGCCAAUCCCUUCAAGGAGAGAAUCUGCAAGGUCUUCUCCACGUCCCCCACCAGAGACAGCCUGAGCUUCGAGGACUUCCUGGACCUCCUGAGUGUGUUCAGUGACACGGCGACCCCAGACAUCAAGUCCCACUACGCCUUCCGCAUCUUCGACUUUGAUGAUGACGGAACCCUGGACAGGGAGGAUCUGAGCCGGCUUGUGAACUGCCUCACGGGCGAGGGUGAGGACACUCGGCUCAGCGCAGCAGAGAUGAAGCAGCUCAUCGACAACAUUCUGGAAGAGUCAGACAUCGAUCGGGAUGGGACCAUCAAUCUCUCUGAGUUCCAGCACGUCAUCUCCCGUUCUCCGGACUUUGCCAGCUCCUUUAAAAUUGUCCUGUGACAGCAUGGUCCCCAUCCAAGAUGGCUCCUACUGCGCUGCACUGCACCCAGUGAAGCCCGAGAUGUGCAGGCCAGCCUUGCUGGCCUGUCUAGGCUAGAGCUGGCACUGUGCAGUUGGCCCCCCACAGGGGGGACCUCCCCAUACUACUGUGGUCAUCACUGUGUUUCUGCUAAUGAGUAAUAAAGCAUGAGAAGCUCUG